Molecule: messenger RNA, 321 nt
Organism: Debaryomyces hansenii CBS767
Lineage: Eukaryota; Fungi; Ascomycota; Pichiomycetes; Serinales; Debaryomycetaceae
Gene: RPP1A
Product: ribosomal protein P1
Exons: 1
Coding region: 1-321 (106 amino acids)
Biological process (GO): cytoplasmic translation; translational elongation
Cellular component (GO): cytosolic large ribosomal subunit; ribosome
Molecular function (GO): protein kinase activator activity; structural constituent of ribosome; ribonucleoprotein complex binding
Source: RefSeq, a predicted model, not a curated record
AUGUCUGUUGAAACCGCAUUAUCAUACGCUGCUUUAAUCUUAGCCGAUUCUGACAUCGAAAUUUCGGCUGAAAAAUUAGCCCAAUUGACCGCUAAGGCCAACGUUGAAGUUGAAUCUAUCUGGACCGACAUCUACGCCAAGGCUUUAGAAGGUAAGAACUUGAAGGACUUAUUCUUCAACAUCCAAGCUGCUCCAGCUGGUUCAGCUUCCGCUGCCCCAGGUGCUGCUGCUGCCUCUGGUGAAGCUGCUGCUGAAGAAGAAGCCAAGGAAGAAGAAAAGGAAGAAUCCGACGAUGACAUGGGUAUGGGUUUGUUUGAUUAG